AUGGAGAUGGACAAAUUGGAUCUUAGUCGAGGUAUUCAUUUCUUUUUUGAGAAAAGACAGUACAAAAUUCAUUUGCACAGAUCACCCGGGGAAAGUGCUCACUUUGCUCAUCGCAACCUGCCAGAAGCACGAAUACACUUGUCAGAUGGUACCGCCCAUGCUAUUUUUUCUCUUUAAAACUCGACUUUAGAGCGUCGAAUCAACUGCCAACUUCUUGUCCAACAUCAACGAACUCAUUCUUAGCUUUGACCAAAAGUACGAGUACAAACUUCUGGCUAUGGUACCCCCACUUGAGCUAAACGUAUUUUUCUAAAUUUUCAUUGUUCCAGGUCGAAUCUCUAUCUAAAGACUUGGCGCUUUGCAAAGACGUGUAUUGUGUGAUGGAAUUUGAGAAGAAUCACGGGAGGAAGUUCGAGAUGGCCGUUCAGAAGGUGAGUAAACUUGGCUGAACUUGGCUGAUCAUACAUGAUGUAUAUCCAAAUUUUUGUAGGCUGGAAAAAUUUUGAAUCAAGUGCCAGCAGUGGAAAAGUAUGCGUGGGAGCACAGCAUUCUGCAGCCGCCGCCGUUUUUCUGA
Molecule: messenger RNA, 574 nt
Organism: Caenorhabditis sp. 36 PRJEB53466
Lineage: Eukaryota; Metazoa; Nematoda; Chromadorea; Rhabditida; Rhabditidae
Source: the annotation of a GenBank genome assembly